AUGGGAGGAAGCCAAAGCUUAACUAAAAAGAAGUUACUCUUCCUUGGUCUUGAUAAUGCUGGUAAAACUACAAUCCUUAAAGCUUUAUCAAAAGAAAGUCCUGAUAAUGUUGCUCCAACACGUGGAUUUAACGUGAAGCAGCUCAAAACAGGCAAUUACGAAUUCAACAUUUGGGAUGUUGGCGGUCAAAAGGCUCUUCGAUCAUAUUGGGCAUCAUAUUAUGAUAAAAUUAAUGCUAUUGUUUGGGUAAUUGAUAGUGCUGAUACUCACAGAAUGGCUGAAACAGGUUUUGAACUUGCUGAGCUGCUUCAAGAAGAAAAACUAGCUGGUGUACCAGUUUUAAUCCUCGCAAACAAGCAAGAUUUAGCAACUGCAAAGAAUCCUGACGAAAUAGCAAUAGAACUGGAAUUACACAAUAUUAGAAAUAGAAACUGGCAGAUUCAAGGAUGUUCGGCUGUGACUAGCGAAGGUCUUGAAGAUGGUUUAUCAUGGCUGCGCCAAAAUGUUAAUUAA
Molecule: messenger RNA, 513 nt
Organism: Trichomonas vaginalis G3
Lineage: Eukaryota; Parabasalia; Trichomonadida; Trichomonadidae
Product: GTP binding
Exons: 1
Coding region: 1-513 (170 amino acids)
Biological process (GO): cilium assembly
Cellular component (GO): microtubule cytoskeleton; cytoplasm
Molecular function (GO): GTP binding; GTPase activity
Source: RefSeq, a predicted model, not a curated record